AACACUCCGCAUGCUCAGGAGAUAAUUUGCUGAAGGCAAUAUUAAGGCUGAAAAAUAAAAAGAUCCCACUGUUGACACAACCCCUCUGAGGUUUGUUAUACAACAGACACUUAUGAGGCAGUGGUGCGUGAAGGCCGCCACGCACACUGACAGGACAGCAGCCACAGCAUUGAUUGCUCACCACCGUACACAAAACACAUCCUCGUCGCCUCUCCAGUAAUCACGAUUCGCCCCCUCCAGGAUGGCUCUACCCACUGAGAUGACCUGCCUGGUGAAGGAAGAGGCAACAGAGGGGUAUGAACUAGUAAGGCGUCUCGUGCCCACACCAGGCCCCGGGGACGUCAUCAUCAAGGUGGACAGAGUCGCAAUCUGUGGUUCCGACAUCAACCUGUGGAAAUGGAAUGAUGUGGCACAGGUCAUUGCCACACUGCCUUUCAUUCCUGGACAUGAAGCCACUGGGGAAGUAGUGGCAGUGGGCACAGGUGUGAGUGAGGUCAAGGUGGGUCAGCGAGUGGCAGUUGAGAACCACUUCUACUGUGGGCAAUGUUACCAAUGCAAGGAAGGCCGUGGGGACAUUUGCCAGCGCAUGGACCAGUAUGGACAUGGAAGAGGCACAAUGCAUGGAGGGUGUGGACAGUAUUCCCUAGUGCCAGCCCGCUACUGCUACCCCCUUGCUGCACCACUCACUGCAGACCAGGCUGUCCUGCUUGAGCCUAUGGGAGUGGCUCACAAUGCAGUGGAGGGCAUCAGUGUGGCAGGCGAGGAUGUGCUGGUGUUGGGCUGUGGACCAGUGGGCUUGUUUGCUAUUGCCAUUGCCAAGGCACUGGGAGCACGGGCAGUGUACGGUGUGGACCAGGUGCAUGGCAGAUUGGAGCGGGCCCAGAGGAUGGGUGCCUCACGAGUCAUCCACACAGGAAAGGAAGAUGUGACGGAAGUCAUUCAAGCACUGACUGGAGGUAAUGGAAUGGGGCGUAUAGUGGAGGCCAGCGGGGCAGCCUCCCUGCUCAAUGCUUCCUUCUCCUGGCUCAGAAAGGGUGGACACAUGGCACUGAUUGGCCUACCCAAGGCACCCCUUCAUGUGGAGAAUGUACUGACUGAUGUAGUGUUCAAGUCUCUCACUCUCAAAACUUUCCAUGGCCGCAGGAUUUUCCACACCUGGGUGGAGUGUGAAAGGCUCCUGGCAGAAGGCAAGGUGGACAUUACCCCUGUGGUUUCUCAUCACCUUCCCAUGAGCCAGUACCAUCAUGCCUUUGACCUUCUUACAUCUGGCUGUGCUUCCAAGAUUCUUCUUGAUCCUCAAAACUGAUCAUCCAUCACAUGCUCUGCUUCUCAAGGGCAUGUCCAGAUGAACAGACAUGAUAGCAGGCAACACACACACACACACACCAAAAAGUGUGUUGGAAUAAUGUUAACAAUAUUCAGAAGUUGAAGUGAAUUUGCUCUAAAAAACACUAAUAAAGGAGUGAUAAAUGAGGCAACCAUGCAUGAGGCCUGGAUGGACAGGUUAACAUCAGCAGUAACAAAAGAAUGGGGCAAAUUACGUCUAGAGGUGAGGAAAAUAUUCUUCUUAGAGAAAGAUUUUUAAUAUCUUGCUAUACCUGUCAUAAUUAACAGAUAACAAUUCUUAUAAUUUCCUUUAAAAAUAUUUCAUAAAGGUAUUUAAGAAAUUUUACCAACGUUGAAAAGUCUGAAUUUUCUAUGUACUAACACAUUCAUUGAUAAUGCCUCAGUGCUGACCAUGCAUUAUGAAAAGAUGUAUUUGAUUUAAUCUCCAGACAAAUUUCUAGUUUGGUUUCCAAGUGACCUUAGGGUGUCUGCGUACCUUCCUGGUGGUGCCUUUAUCACACUCCAUAUCUUGAUCUUAUAGCUGCUCAAAACACCAAAGAAAUUUUCAUGUCAUUCUCCUACAAUAUUUAAUACAAUACAAACAGGUGAAUUAGAUUUCAAGCACUAUCAAUCAAAUAGAAAACAUCAUCCUGAUCACUGUUUGACACUAAGAGCUUCCACCUGGAGAGCUCUCUAAGUCUUCAGGUUGCUUGUGAGUUAGUAUGUACUUAAUGUCUCUUUUAAAUUUUAGUUGUAAAAAUGUUUGAUGAUUUACCUAAGAAACCAUGAAAAUAAAA
This is a messenger RNA of Scylla paramamosain (green mud crab), 2123 nucleotides long. RefSeq names its product L-threonine 3-dehydrogenase-like. Gene Ontology annotation, molecular function: oxidoreductase activity; zinc ion binding. The transcript has 10 exons. Lineage: Eukaryota; Metazoa; Arthropoda; Malacostraca; Decapoda; Portunidae. The record is from RefSeq and is a predicted model, not a curated record. Bases 242 to 1306 code for a protein of 354 amino acids.